CCACACCUGGGAUCCUUUGAUAACCGGAACUGUUCAAGCUUAUUUUGAGAAAAUCUGUCAAAAGCGGAUCAAAGACAUGGUUAGCAAUGUGAGGACUAGUCGAGUUCAACCAAACUGGAUUGGAGACACUCUCUGGAGCACGAUGGAGGAUUACUGGGACACUGAAGAAGCACAACAAAAGAGUAAAACCUACUCUGAUGCCCGUAUGUCUGACCGUAACGGCCUAGGUCCUCAUGUCCACCUCUCAGGGCCAAAGUCUUAUCGACAGCUUCAAGACGAAAUGGUUGAGGAAUUGGGAAGAGAAGUCCGACUUGGUGAGGUUUUCAUCAAGGCACAUACAAAGCCUGAUGGUACAUAUGUUGAUCGGAAGGCAGAAAAGAUUGCAGGGACAUAUGAGAAGACUGUUCAAGAGAGGUUGUCUCAGCUCGAGGCAGAGUCUUUUGCUGUGUCAGAUGGAGAAUCACGGCCACGGGACCUCACAACAGAAGAAUAUACAGAAAUUUUCCUGGAGUCCACUGAGAAGGAUUCAAGAGGAACACCUUAUGGAGUUGGAAGCCUCAAGGACUGCCUUGUCGAUGGAACGCAUAAGCAAGCAUGUGGCUCAACUACCUUUGUGGCUCUCGAAGAACAGUUGAAGAAAGCUCAACGCAUGAUAGAAGAACAGGCUGCUCAACUGGAGCGGCUUGCUGCGCAUGAUGAAGAACAGGCUGCUCAACUGCAGCGGCGUGAUGCAGAACUUGCUGCGCAAUCCAAAGUUAUUGCUGCCCAGAACGGCAAGAUUGACCAAUUCUCCAUCGUGGAAGAUUUUCUGAGGGAAUGUGAUCCGCGGUUUCAGAAGUUUGUUGCAAGCCAUUCAGCUAAAGAGACAACUCCAACUCCAUCAACAUCUGCUUAAGAACCUUAAGGUAUUGUGUUAUAA
Molecule: messenger RNA, 919 nt
Organism: Camelina sativa (false flax)
Lineage: Eukaryota; Viridiplantae; Streptophyta; Magnoliopsida; Brassicales; Brassicaceae
Source: RefSeq, a predicted model, not a curated record